CCACCCAAAGCCUAUACACCUGAGCACACUAUUUCAUUUCCUUCUAUACCCUUCACUGUCUCUUCGUCUCUUGUGAGUCUCACCGUCAAUCUGCAAUUGCUUGGAAAAUAAUCCAAUUGCAAUGGCGACAAGGAUGGCUGCAAGAUUUGUAUCUCGAAGGUUUUCUAGUGGCGGCAAAGUUCUUAGUGAGGAGGAAAAAGCUGCAGAAAAUGUUUACAUUAAGAAAAUGGAGCAAGAGAAGUUGGAGAAGCUUGCACGGAAGGGUCCUAAACCAGAAGAAACACCUGCCACAAGCGCCGGAGGAUCAGUCACUGAUGCCAAACCAACCAGCUCAUCCUCAACAGCUGGAACAUCAUCUGAAAAAGUGUCCACUGACAAGUACCGGAACUAUGCAGUUGUAGCCGGUACAAUCACCGUGUUUGCUUCUCUUGGAUGGUACCUUAAAGCUAGUGCAAAGAAGCCUGAAGUCCAGGACUGAAGUUAAUGUGAUGAGCAGUAAAAAAAAGUGAUGAUGAGUAGUACACAAAUACUUCUGGAUCUUUGGAUGAGUUAAUAAAGUAUAUCGGCUUUACUGUGCUCAAAUCUGUGCAUUUGUUGCAUCAGAUUAUACUUGUGUUUCAUAUAAUUGUUUCAUAAUUCUUGAGUUUGGCCUGGUGACCCUUUUCUUGGAACAUACAAUGUGGAGGCACCAUUCAGAGUUAAUUUCAGUGCAGUUGUUAUAGAAUUGUCCAAUUCAUGGGAAGUGAUAAUUAUCAAUGAUAGCUGAUGAGAAUGAUAUACAGUCUAAGAACCACUACUGUCUUUAUCA
Molecule: messenger RNA, 808 nt
Organism: Corylus avellana
Lineage: Eukaryota; Viridiplantae; Streptophyta; Magnoliopsida; Fagales; Betulaceae
Product: copper ion binding protein
Cellular component (GO): respiratory chain complex I
Source: RefSeq, a predicted model, not a curated record